Messenger RNA from Oncorhynchus tshawytscha (Chinook salmon), 2180 nucleotides. Its product is annotated as eukaryotic translation initiation factor 4E type 2. Bases 241 to 912 code for a protein of 223 amino acids. The transcript has 8 exons. NCBI's taxonomy places the organism in Eukaryota, Metazoa, Chordata, Actinopteri, Salmoniformes, Salmonidae. Gene Ontology annotation, cellular component: eukaryotic translation initiation factor 4F complex; cytoplasm. The record is from RefSeq and is a predicted model, not a curated record. Gene Ontology annotation, molecular function: RNA 7-methylguanosine cap binding; translation initiation factor activity. Gene Ontology annotation, biological process: translational initiation.
CCACCGAUCCGUCUGCUUGCCUUCACGCGUAGAACUGCAGAGACGCCAUCUUGCUUGUUUUGAAGUUAGUUGGCGAAGUAACUUAGCCAGCUAGUUAAUCAAAACGUUUAGCCAGCUAGUUAAUAAAAACGUUUAGCCAGCUAGUUAAUUAAAGCGUUUAUCUAGGAACUUUUAAACUCCUUAACAAACCAGGUUCUCGUGAGGUUCGCUACUCUGUGAGGAGGACUGGUCGAAGCUGAGAUGAACCAAUUUGAACAUUUGAAAGAUGACGACCCAGAGGAUCAGGAUGAGACAGUCUGUAACCAGGAGGAAGACGGCUCCAUCAACAACAACCGACGCAAGACGGUGAGUCCUGCAGUAGGGGAACAUCCUCUCCAGUAUAACUAUACCUUGUGGUAUUCUCGGAGGACUCCGUCCCGGCCCGCCAACACACAGAGUUAUGAACAGAACAUCAGACAGAUCGGCACGGUCGCAUCGGUGGAGCAGUUCUGGAAGUUCUACAGUCACCUGGUGCGACCGGGAGAUCUGACUGGCCACUCUGACUUCCACCUGUUUAAAGAGGGAAUCAAACCCAUGUGGGAGGAUGAAGCUAAUAAGAACGGUGGGAAGUGGAUCAUCAGGCUGCGGAAAGGACUGGCCAGCAGGUUCUGGGAGAACAUUAUUCUGGCCAUGUUGGGAGAACAGUUCAUGGUGGGAGAGGAGAUCUGUGGGGUGGUGGUCUCUAUACGGUUCCAGGAGGACAUCUUGUCUAUAUGGAAUAAGACGGCCAGCGAUCAGGUGACGACAUCUAGAAUCCGAGACACUCUUCGGCGCGUCCUGAACCUCCCUCCCAACACCAUCAUGGAGUACAAGACACACAACGACAGCCUCAAGGAUAAUUCCAGCUUCCGCAACACAAAGAUCACCCUGUGAAGAGAGACGGAGGAGGAAGAGAGGCAAACCACCUGACCGUUUCUCCUGAAGUUAUACUGUUUCCUCAUAAAUUAUAGAAUGUGACAGAGAGUCAUGUUAUCUCCUCUCUCUCGGCAUCUCUUUCUCUCUCUGCAUCUCUCGGCAUCUCUUUCUCUCUCUGCAUCUCUCUUUCUCUCUCGGCAUCUCUCUUUCUCUCUCGGCAUCUCUCUUUCUCUCUCGGCAUCUCUCUUUCUCUCUCGGCAUCUCUCUUUCUCUCUCGGCAUCUCUCUUUCUCUCUCGGCAUCUCUCUUUCUCUCUCGGCAUCUCUCUCUCUGGCUCUUUCUCUCCAGGGUUCACAAGGUGAUUGAGGUGCUUAAAAUACUUGAAUUAGCACUCUGAAAUGGAACACCUUGAAAAUCUGACGUUUUCUCAAGUUGGUACUUGAAAAGUACUUGAAUUAAAAUGAAAGGAGAACAGAAAAUGUUCAAAUAUGUUUAUGAAAAAAGUAUUGGUCUUGCAUUCUACCCAGUUUUAUUUCCUCACGUUCCGUACUCUGGUUGCCAGGCGAGAUCUCUCAUUCCACCCACUCAGCCAGGCAGGUCCAAAACUGACUGAUUAGGUUCUGCCAAACAUCACAUCGAUAGCUAAAAGGCCAGGCAUGUAGAUUUAUCCUGUUGUGGGUAUGGAACAUUUCUGGGAUCUUUUAUUUCAGCUCAUGAAACAUUCACAUGGGUGAUUCGACCCUGAAGAGCGACAUGAAGCGGCAAAGACAACUCUGCAUCCUGCGCCGGCGCCAGUUCUACGUUGUGACUUUCUCUGCAAUGACCUCCAGAGCAUUUUUACCAAUCGCGUCAUUCACCGGGGUCCUGCGACAUUCAAUUUAAUCAAGCGGCAGCCAAGCUCCUGGCGUUCUGUUGGCUGUUCACCCGAGCAGCGACACUAAAGCUGCCAGUCGGAAGCCAGAUGCUUUUUCGUAGAUAUUAAGAUUCCCAAAUGUGCAAUAAAAAUACAAUGGUCAUUAAUACUCAAAUGACAUCAUCAGUACUGACGAUUCAUGUAUAUAAUAAAGCAAUGUAUUGAGUAUAACUUGUAAGGUAGUGUAUAACUUUAGUGAUGAAUAAUAUAGUAAUUUUUUUCCAUUAAGGUUGUGGCGAUAUACUGUCAUCUGGUGGCAACUAGAAACAAUUGCAUAAUCCCAUUUUAUUGGUCACAUACACAUGGUUAAUAUUACAAACUGAUGGUCCUUGAAAAUAAAUAUUAGUGCUUGAAAAAGUACUUAAGUACUUGAA